Messenger RNA from Guillardia theta CCMP2712, 2211 nucleotides. RefSeq lists its product as hypothetical. The transcript has a single exon. Lineage: Eukaryota; Cryptophyceae; Pyrenomonadales; Geminigeraceae. The coding region runs from base 1 to 2211 and encodes 736 amino acids. The record is from RefSeq and is a predicted model, not a curated record. Gene Ontology annotation, cellular component: membrane. Gene Ontology annotation, biological process: proton transmembrane transport. Gene Ontology annotation, molecular function: diphosphate hydrolysis-driven proton transmembrane transporter activity; inorganic diphosphate phosphatase activity.
AUGGUGUUUGUAGUUACUUGUGCCAGUCUCUACUUCGCCUAUCAGAUGGCAUUGAACAUCCUGGCAAUUAACAUCGCGGCGGAUCAAGAGAACAUGUUUCUUGUCUCCGAACCCAUCAGAGAAGGCGCGGAAGGUUUUUUCAGGACUCAGUAUGGAACCAUAUCGCGAUUCUCUGUGGCCUUGUUCAUCUGCAUUAUCAUCAUCUAUUCGUUCAGGCAGUUGACACCUGAGCAAGAGCAGGCUGGUAUCAGCAAGGGGCUGCUAGCUACAAUUACAGGCAUCUCAUUUUUGCUCGGAGCGUUCUGUUCUGGAAUCGCUGGGUACUCGGGCAUGUGGGUGUCUGUGCGUGCAAAUAUUCGAGUGGCAGGUGAAGCUCGAAAAUCAAUGCGAGCUGCCUUGUAUGUCGCUUUGCGAGCUGGAGGAUUCGCCGCGCUGGUGGUCGUUGGGCUGACGGUCAUGGGCGUGACCUUCCUGUUCUGCGUAUGCCAUGCCCUGCUCGGUGCUGGGAGCGGAGGAUCGAUGAAGUCAACAGACAUUCCUAUGUUGCUGGUCGGAUAUGGGUUCGGAGCCUCCUUCGUUGCCUUGUUCGCUCAGCUUGGCGGUGGAAUCUACACCAAGGCUGCAGAUGUUGGUGCUGACCUUGUCGGGAAAAUAGAAUCCGAUAUUCCAGAAGAUGACCCAAGGAACCCAGCAGUGAUCGCAGACCUAGUGGGAGACAACGUGGGUGACUGUGCUGCUCGUGGCGCUGAUCUCUUCGAGAGUAUUGCAGCUGAGAUCAUCAGCGCGAUGAUCUUGGGUGCAAGCAUGGCCAAGAAAGCUAACCUAACGUCGUCAGAAACCAUUGGCUUCAUGAUGUUCCCAUUGGUUGUUCACUGUAUGGACCUUGUAGUCAGCGGAAUUGGAAUUAUUUCAGUGAGCAGGGAUGCCCCAAUCAGCAACAUCUUGGAGGAUCCGCUUGAAGUCAUGAAGAAAGGGUACAAGGUAUCCCUGGUACUUGCCGUCAUUGGAUUUGGAAUUGCUUGCAACACGAUGCUUUCAAUCUCAUCUGCACCGAGUGCAUGGAUUUAUUUCUAUGGCUGUGGUCUGAUUGGAGUCGGGUCUGCCUAUUUGUUUGUAUGGAUUUCACAAUACUACACCGAUUACAAAUACCGCCCUGUGCGGCAGCUCGCAGAAUCGAGUACGACGGGUCAUGGUACGAAUGUCAUUGCAGGAGUCGCUCUUGGAAUGGAGUCGACGGCGAUGCCAGUAAUAGUCAUCAGUGUCGCCAUCGUUUCCGCUUACUGGUGUGGAAGAAUGUCGGGACUCGUGGAUGCCAAUGGGAUUCCCUGUGGAGGUCUGUUUGGAACAGCCGUUGCAACCAUGGGUAUGCUCUCUACAGCAGCUUAUGUGCUCGCCAUGGAUAUCUUUGGUCCCAUUGCAGACAAUGCAGGAGGGAUUGUUGAGAUGAGUUCGCAGCCAGCGAAUGUCAGGGAGGUUACUGACUCCCUUGAUGCGGUUGGAAACACCACAAAGGCUACGACCAAAGGUUUCGCCAUCGGGUCUGCCGCGCUGGCAUCAUUCUUGUUGUUUAGUGCCUACAUGGAUGAGGUUUCGGCGUUUACAGCCAAACCAUUCAAUCACGUCGACAUUGCUGUCCCCGAAGUUUUUGUUGGAGGUUUGCUUGGCUCGAUGUUGGUCUACCUCUUCAGCGCGUGGGCAUGCAAAGCUGUUGGCAAAUCAGCCCAGGAGGUUGUCAAGGAAGUGAGAAGGCAGUUUGAGGAGAGGCCUGGAAUCAUGACGUAUCAGGACAAGCCUGACUAUGACCGCUGCGUCUCCAUUGUUGCCAAAUCUGCAUUGCGUGAGAUGACGGCUCCCGGCCUUUUAGCUGUUUCAAUGCCCAUCAUCGUAGGAGUCACAUUCAGAUAUGUGGGUUUGCUAACGAAGCAAACGAUGCUGGGGCCUCAGGUUGUCGCGGGUUUCCUCAUGUUCGCGACGGUUGCGGGGAUCCUGAUGGCUCUUUUCCUCAAUACAGCUGGAGGCGCGUGGGACAACGCAAAGAAGUACGUGGAGACAGGAGCGUAUGGUGGGAAAGGUUCCGAGACGCACAAAGCAGCUGUAACAGGAGACACUGUGGGCGACCCAUUCAAGGACACGGCCGGGCCAUCAAUUCACGUGCUGAUCAAGAUGCUGGCGACCAUUACGCUAGUGAUGGCUCCCCUCUUUCUUGACUAA